Centrocercus urophasianus (Greater sage-grouse) is the source of this 3781-nucleotide messenger RNA. Its product is annotated as core histone macro-H2A.2. NCBI's taxonomy places the organism in Eukaryota, Metazoa, Chordata, Aves, Galliformes, Phasianidae. The transcript is spliced from 8 exons. The record is from RefSeq and is a predicted model, not a curated record. Gene Ontology annotation, molecular function: protein heterodimerization activity; structural constituent of chromatin; DNA binding. Gene Ontology annotation, cellular component: nucleosome. Gene Ontology annotation, biological process: nucleosome assembly. The coding region runs from base 2117 to 3235 and encodes 372 amino acids.
CUUUGGGCUUGGAGGAGCAGAUGUCAGUCUGCGAGUGAAGCGGGAAUAAGGCAGAGCUCUUUGCGACAAGCACGAGGAAGCUGCUGCUGGCUGCUCUGGGCUCUGGGGAGGGUGCGAUUCCCAGAGGAGGGCCCGGCUUGCAGAAGUCUGCCUUAUUUCCUUUGUGUUGCGCAGCUGUGGGAGUUCUGGUGGCUGUUAAAUCCCCCAUAGCAACACGAGGAUGUUGGUGUUGCAGUGGAGUAGGUGUGAGGCGUGCCCAAUUAGGUGUGGGAUUACUGAUUGCUUUAAAUUGCCCAAGCUUGGUGAUGUGGUGUUAGCCACGUGUAGACACUGCUCUUCCAACACGGCGAGGAUGGACUUUGAGUAAAUGCCACGGUGAUGGCUUUAUUGGAGACUUUAGUUAGUAAGGGCAAACCCAGAGACAGUGCAUCAUUCGGCAGUGAGGGGGCUGGUGUGGGUGGACUCGAGUGCUUUUCAGCUGAUGAGCUCUCGGCAUUUAAUUGCAUCACCUAACGACAACAACUGGGGCGGCGUCACUCAGCUUGUAGAUGUUGGCAGCCUUGAUGCAGUUCAGAUGGGCGCACAGUGUAGCUGUGUCAGGGUCAGCUGGUGAGCAUCCUCCCAGGUAAAACAGACCCCUGCCUGUGGGAGAGAUGAGCCUGCCAGGGCUGCUGUUGCACUUAGGCUGAUGGAAAAUUGUGCACAUGUUCCUGCUCUGAUAUCUGCAACAUGUUUGGAAAAGCGCCUGGGGAAACCGAAAGCUGCCUUGAGGGUAGGGGAAGAGAUGAGUGAGACUUGCAGAGGCCAAGAAAUUAAUUUAAAGACAGAAGAAUGAGCCAAACAUGUUUAAUUGCACACAAAAGUGUAUGUAUUGUAACAGAGUGCCCUGGAGCAGUGUGCUUAGUUGUUAUACAAACAUGUUUGAUCUGAUAGAAAACCAAAACACAACCCAAGUAUUAUCUGUGGAUGCAAACCUUGUGAUGUUUGCUUUUUGUAUUUCAUUCCUUUUCUCCCCAUUGAUUUACAAGCAAAUGGGAUUUGGGUUACUACAGCAAAUAUAUGAGACGUUAAUGCAAUUUAGAUGCAUACUCCUCAGUAACAUAUUCCUCUGGUACAGAAUGCCGACUGCUCAUUUGUCCGUCUUGCACAACUUCUCACUCCCGCUUAAAUGCAAUUAAUGCACUGCUUGGGGAAUGCUGUCACUUAAAGCUGCUUGAAGUGGCUUCUGCCUUUUAAUCCCCACCUGUAAGUGGAAGUUUAUGAGCUCAUUUACCACCCCGGCGAUCCCAGGCUGGCAGUGCUCUGGGAACUCCAAAUGGGACACUGAGCAGCAUAAGUUUUGAUGUGUCCGUGUCUGGUAGUUUUGCUGAUUUAAUCUUUUCCAACUUGUAUUGUUGCACCCAUGUAAUUUUUCUUAGUGCAUGCGAUAUACUAUGUGGCUGAUAGAGGGGACACACCAGGGUUUUAUGGACCGCUGCAGGCCUUCCGAUAGUUGAAUUGCCUUGACAUCAUGAGCAGAAUCAGCAUUCAGAUCAGAUUGUUGUGAGCACCUGCCCUUCAAUUUGGCUGUCUGGGAUGAGCUGGCUUCAUUGAACGUCUGGGACAAGUGACUUGUGUAGAAGAACCAGUUUGUCCUAAGCUCCUCAUUGACUUCAGAGGAGCAGAUUUUGAUCUGUUACAUUGUAACAAAGACUAUAAUUAGGCUGUGAGCAGUGACCAAAAUGGAAGUAAAAACAAGUUUGGAAACUUGUAGGCAGCUUCCAUGUUAUUUGACCAAGAGUGAGAACUGCCGCUGCUCUUUAAGACCACUGGCAUGCUAAGGUGAUUGGGCUGGCUCCAGGCUUGUCAUUUUGUUUGUAUGGAAAAGCAAGGAGAAAACAAGAUUUAUUUUUGUUUCUUCUUUGAGCCUGGAGUGGCUCUUGAUGUGGGGAAAAUGGCCUUCAGAAAGCUCAGCUGAGCCUGAGUUUGGAUUUCUUCUUCUGGAAGAAAAAGAUGAUGAUAUUUAGAGAUGUUCCUCACAUGCUGAACACCAAUCCUAUUUCUUCUCUCUUGCAGCUGUCAGCUUGGAGCAAGGGAAUAAGAAUCGCUAGCAAACUGAAAAGCACAAAGCUGCAAGAUGUCAGGCCGCAGUGGGAAGAAGAAAAUGUCCAAGCUGUCACGCUCCAGCAGGGCAGGUGUUAUUUUCCCCGUGGGGAGGAUGAUGCGCUACUUAAAGAAAGGAACGUACAAGUACCGGAUAGGUGUUGGAGCACCAGUUUACAUGGCAGCUGUCAUAGAGUAUCUAGCAGCUGAAAUUCUAGAACUGGCAGGAAAUGCAGCGAGAGACAACAAGAAAGGAAGAAUUGCCCCCAGACACAUCCUCCUGGCUGUAGCAAAUGAUGAAGAGCUGAAUCAGUUACUAAAAGGUGUGACUAUAGCAAGUGGAGGGGUCCUGCCCAGAAUUCAGCCAGAGCUUCUAGCCAAGAAACGGGGUGCCAAAGGUAAAUCUGAGACAAUCCUUUCCCCUGCUCCUGAGAAGAAGGGAAGGAAAUCCAUGGUGAGCAAAAAGAGUGGGAAGAAGGCAAAGUCUAACAAGGCCCGGACACCUAAAAAGAAUAAACAGAAGGACAGUGAAAAGGAAGGAGCUUCAAAUUCAACAUCUGAAGAUGGACCUGGGGAUGGUUUCACCAUCUUGUCCUCCAAGAGCCUCGUGCCAGGACAAAAGCUUUCUCUGACACAGAGUGACAUCAGCCAUAUUGGCUCCAUGAAAGUAGAAGGCAUUGUUCACCCCACGACUGCCGAAAUAGACCUCAAGGAGGAAAUAGGCAAGGCUUUGGAAAAGGCAGGAGGGAAAGAGUUUUUAGAAACAGUGAAGGAGCUUCGCAAAUCUCAAGGGCCUUUGGAAGUUGCUGAAGCUGCACUUACUCAGUCCAGCGGGCUAGCAGCAAAGUUUGUCAUCCACUGUCACAUCCCGCAGUGGGGGUCGGACAAGUGUGAAGAGCAGCUUGAGGAGACCAUCAAGAACUGCUUAACAGCUGCAGAAGACAAGAAGUUGAAGUCUGUGGCUUUCCCCCCUUUUCCCAGUGGCAGAAACUGCUUCCCAAAACAGACAGUGGCCCAGGUGACUCUCAGAGCUAUUUCCACCCAUUUUGAUGGCACCAGCUCUUCCUCCCUGAAGAACAUUUACUUUCUGCUGUUUGACAGUGAAAGUAUUGGCAUCUACGUGCAAGAAAUGGCCAAGCUAGACACUAAGUAGCAACAGCAGCCAAAUGAAACUUUAUUUUUCAACAAACUUGAGUAGCAUUAAAAGCAUUAGAGGUGGGUUUUAUUUUUUCAAUGUGGUGAGGAGGGGGAGUGGUAGUAGUGUGAUGUGUUGUGACUUGAUGAAGAGCUGUGACUAGAGAUGAGAGGGGUUUAGUCUGAUUUCUUUGCGCUGUCAGCAUCUUCUAGCCCUUUGUGCCACCUUCAGCAAUUGAGUUACCAUCUCUUUUCAGGAGUUUUAGUGUCCCUUGUUACUUUAGUUUAGAAGUUUAUAAAGAGUAACUUCAUUUUAGAUUUGUAGUGAUGAAGUUUUCAUGCACACACUUUAGAGAAAGCUCUUAAAAAUAUUCUGCUCCCUUUUCUCCUCCCUUGAGGGUGGAUGUUAAACUUUUCCUCCAGCCCACAGUGGAGGGGAAAGAGAUAUUAGAAGUGAUGCAUGAGGAGCUUCUGUUUUGCUUUUUACUCACAAUAAUCUCUGUAAUUACUGAGAAUAUUUCAUGGUGAUUUUUUUUUUUUGUUCGUUUUAUAAGAAAAAAAGAAA